AUGUCCCAGCGCCACCCCCGACCCACUGCGUCGGCAGUGAGAGCGUCCACUGUUGCCCCCGCAUCAGGCUCCCCAUUCAUUAACAAUUCCCAGGGGGCUUCGGCCGCUGUGGCAGAUUUAUCGGAUGCUCUUGGCACUGUUUUUGAUCAGAUUGAUCUUGAUGGGGAUUUGAAUAGCCAGAUUAAUGGAUUGUUGGAGCGACUCGAUCAAGAGGCUUCUCAAUAUGGGAACUCUCAGCUGAAAGAUGAGCAAUAUUCUGACUGGGAAUGCUCUCCGGAAAAAGCUGAAUUGAUCUCUGUUGCGUGGCACUGUGCCCGAGAGGUAUAUGAAACCUCCUCGGGUCUACCUACUGGCCCUGUUCGCAAAGGGAAAUGGAUACUCGUACCAGGCGACUGUGUUGUUCCAUCAACUGGUGGAACGGUCAAAGCUGUUUCCUUCAACCAUGUGUCGACAGUUGAGGAGGGAACUGAAAACACGGAUCUCCCGGUACUAGUAGUUGCCAUUCGAGGGAGCGCCAGUGCGGUUGACCAUAUGGUAAAUGCUAACUAUGAGCCGCGCAAUGCAGAUGACUUUAUUGAUGUAUCUCGGCUUGCGCCAGAGAAGAGCACUACUCUUCAGGCGCAUUCUGGGUUUCUGAAUAGCGCAAAGGCUCUAGACAAAACCGUGUCACAGAGGAUAAAAAUGUAUAUCCGUGAGAAUGCAAGUAACUACAGCCACGUCCUGUUCACUGGCCACUCGGCAGGUGGUGCGGUUGCCUCGCUUUUGUUCCUUCGGUAUCUGGCGCAGGAAAGCCCUUACCUAGAGACCCGAUUCUCGUGUAUAACAUUUGGGGCACCUCCAGUGGUGACAGUCCCUCUUUUGGGAAGCCCCGUCAUUGGAAAUUCCAGCGGAGUGUGCCUGAAUAUUAUUAACGAAUUCGACCCUGUUACUCGGGCAGACGGGUCAUACAAGCAAUGCCUGGUGGAUCUGAUCCAUUCAAUGUAUAACCAACAGCCGGCCCUACCUAGAUCUGAGCCGUCGACGAACGUUUCUCGAAAGGAAAGGAUUGGUCUGUUCUACCUUCAUGUUACUCACAUGUUGGCCCUCGAAUCGUCCUUCUUUUACGAUUGA
This is a messenger RNA of Aspergillus pseudotamarii, 1110 nucleotides long. Its product is annotated as lipase family protein. NCBI's taxonomy places the organism in Eukaryota, Fungi, Ascomycota, Eurotiomycetes, Eurotiales, Aspergillaceae. Bases 1 to 1110 code for a protein of 369 amino acids. The transcript is spliced from 6 exons. The record is from RefSeq and is a predicted model, not a curated record. Gene Ontology annotation, biological process: lipid metabolic process.